AUGGCCUCCCUCCUGACUCCCCGAGCUCUCCUCGCCCAUAGCGCCCGCCGCGUCACCCGCCCGCGGUUACCCACGCGCGUCGCCCCGCUCGUGCAGCGCGCAGCCCUGUCCACGGCCAAGCACCCUUCCGGCUUCACGCCGCCGACCGACGAAGACUUGGAGGAGCUGCGGGAGCGGGUGCAGGAGUUUACGCGACGAGACAUCCCCGAGGAGGUCGCGCAGCGGACAGACCACGAGAAUGCGUUCCCCAACGACAUGUGGCCGAAGCUGGGCGAGGCCGGCUUCCUGGGCAUAACGGCGGACGAGGCGUACGGGGGCUUGUCCAUGGGGUACCAGGCGCACUGCGUGGUCAUGGAGGAGAUUAGCCGGGCGUCGGGCAGCAUCGGCCUCUCGUACGCGGCGCACUCGCAGCUGUGCGUCAACCAGCUGAUGCUCAACGGGUCCGAGGCGCAGAAGCAAAAGUACCUGCCGGGGCUGGUGUCGGGCGAGAAGAUCGGCGGGCUGGCCAUGAGCGAGCACUCGGCCGGCAGCGACGUCGUCAGCAUGAAGAGCACGGCCAAGCGCGUCGACGGCGGCUACCUGCUCAACGGCACCAAGAUGUGGAUCACCAACGGGCCCGACGCCGACUACAUCGUCGUCUACGCCAAGACGUCGCCCGACCUGGCCUCCAAGGGCAUCACCGCCUUCAUCGUCGACACCACCGCCGACGGCUUCUCCUGCGCCCGCAAGCUGGACAAGCUGGGCAUGCGCGGCUCCAACACGGGCGAGCUGGCCUUUGAAGAUGUCUUCGUGCCCGACGAGAACGUCCUGGGCCAGGUCGACAAGGGCGUGCGCGUCCUGAUGGAAGGCCUCGACCUGGAGCGCCUGGUCCUCAGCGCCGGUCCUCUCGGCAUCAUGCAAUCCGUCCUCGACCUCGUCCUCCCCUACACCCACACCCGCACCCAGUUCAACCAACCCAUCGCCCACAACCAGCUCGUCCAGGGCAAGCUCGCCGACAUGCACACCAAGCUCCAGGCCUCGCGCGCCUACACCCACGCCGUCGCCCGCGCCGUCGACAACCACCACGCCCAGAUCGCCGGGGGCGAGUGGAUCAUCCCCACCCAGGACUGCGCCGGCGCCAUCCUGUACGCCGCCGAGCGCGCGAGCGAGUGCGCCUUGGACGGCAUCCAGCUGAUGGGCGGCAUGGGCUACAUGAACGAGGUGCCGGCCGGGAGGUAUCUGCGUGACGCGAAGCUGUACGAGAUUGGGGCGGGCACGAGCGAGGUGAGGAGGAUGUUGAUUGGGAGGGUGUUUAAUCGGUUGUAUAAGCAGUAG
Diplodia corticola is the source of this 1314-nucleotide messenger RNA. RefSeq names its product isovaleryl-dehydrogenase. Bases 1 to 1314 code for a protein of 437 amino acids. NCBI's taxonomy places the organism in Eukaryota, Fungi, Ascomycota, Dothideomycetes, Botryosphaeriales, Botryosphaeriaceae. Gene Ontology annotation, biological process: L-leucine catabolic process. Gene Ontology annotation, molecular function: 3-methylbutanoyl-CoA dehydrogenase activity; flavin adenine dinucleotide binding. The record is from RefSeq and is a predicted model, not a curated record. The transcript is spliced from 3 exons.